Messenger RNA from Papaver somniferum (opium poppy), 5526 nucleotides. RefSeq names its product disease resistance protein RGA2-like. Gene Ontology annotation, biological process: defense response to other organism. The transcript is spliced from 2 exons. NCBI's taxonomy places the organism in Eukaryota, Viridiplantae, Streptophyta, Magnoliopsida, Ranunculales, Papaveraceae. The coding region runs from base 1862 to 5134 and encodes 1090 amino acids. The record is from RefSeq and is a predicted model, not a curated record. Gene Ontology annotation, molecular function: ADP binding.
CAUCCUCCUCUCCUCUUUUUUUCCUCAUGGAUCUUCUCUGACUUAUCUCUCUUUCUCGACAGUAUUCAGUGAUUUAUUUAACUAGAAUUUCAUUUGAUUUCACAUCUCCCCAAAAUUGAGUUUCGAUUGAUUUCAUAUUCUCCCCCAAAUCAAUGAUUUUCAUGUCUACCCACAUCCAGUUUCAAUUUCACUUCGCUAAUUCGUCACCAUUAUAAUCAGGUCGACAGUGUUGUUUGAUGAGAAUGUCACAGAGUUUUGUGCACAAAACAUGUUUGAUGAAAUUCCUCUGAAAGUUUUCUUUAUUUUCCUGCCUAUGUUCAUGUACUUCGGUAAUAGUUUUGUUAAUUCAUGCAACUUUAUUAGAAAGUAUUCACACUUACUUAUUUUCUCAUUUGUUAGAAAGGCUUCAUAUAUACUUAAGAUGCAUGAUUUGCUGAUAGUGCAGUUUAGUAAAACAAGAGAUUUUGUCAAUUAUGUAUGCAAAAUUCUGGUGAUUGGGAUUGAUACGUUACUUCCCAAUUGGAAUGACGAUCUUUAGCUUCAAAGCUUCCAUUGGUGAUGUUUCUGAAUGAUAUAUUAACGUCUAAAUAUCUUUCUUUUUCUUAAAUUUUAUACUUUAGUUAAUUUGGGGUCGAAUUCAAAAAUAUAAAAUACGUACAAAAAGCGGUUAUUGUUUACUAACGUGCAACGCACGUGAUCUCGACUUGUUCACAGUAGGCUUUCCAACACGGAUUUUGAUUAAUUCAUGAUAUGUAUCCAUUUUUUCCAAAACAUACACCCUACUGCGAGAUAGGUUAUGAAUAAUUCAAAACGGUAAGGUACACCGUUAAAUUUGGGUGGGCGUUGAGUCGUCACUUGUUAGUCGUGAUAUGGAUUUUUUUUUUAUAAUCAACCAUUAGUAUUUCGUUCCGUUAAGAAACGUUUACACGAUGGUUUCAAGAAAAAAGAGUACAUCAUAGACAUGAAAUAAAUACAAUAAAAGAUGCAAAACGUAAAUAAAUCGCGAAGAGAAAGAGCGAUCCACAACGAUAGCAUCCAAAUCUUGUAUGGAGAGAUUAAGAUAGAAAUAUUGAAAUCAUUUAUCCUGAGUACGCGCUGAACAUAUUAAAGUUUAUUUCGAAUGCGUCAUUUCUUUUAUGGCUUUGGUGGGUAAGAAUGUAAGAGCUUAAUAUGCAAGAUUUCUCUUGAGGAUUAUCAAAUUCCACUGACAUUACCAAGCCACUGAAUCCAGUGGUUAAGGUUGUUUUCUUUUAUAUAAAUUUAGUGAUUAGUUUUACAAAUUGAGUAACCCUCUAUUAUACUUUGCUGAACGCCGUCGCUUGUUCCACAGAUCUUUCUGUAAAAAUUUAAAAACAUUCCCAUGACUCUUUGGUUGGAGACUUGGAGGCUUGGAGCCUGUUUCCGUCUCAUUUCCAAAUAUUGUUAAAUAUUUUGAAAUAAAAUCUAGUGACUCGUUCUUGCCUAAAACUUGAAUUUUGCUAUAUUAAUACUCCUACUUCUCAUAACUUCAACCACAACCUAAACAAACCUCUUACAACUAAAGAAAUUUGAGCUUGAAACACGAAUUGUAUUUGUUCAUCAAUCCAUCUUCUUAACUUCUCAAAUUAAUAUCAGCAUCUUAAUUUACUGCUGAAACUUAUGGCGCUUGAAGAGGUGCUUGUGAGCGGCUCAAUAGAAAUAUUGAACAAAUUGGGCUUUCUUGCUGCUGAGAAGAUUGGCAUGUCCCAGGAUGUCAAAAACAAGCUGAAAAGGCUUAAGAACACUAUGGAGAUGAUUGCGGCUGUAACAAUUGAUGCAGAGAAAAAACAAUUGGAGGAUGCUACUGUGAGAGUUUGGUUGACAAGGCUCCGAGGGGUCACUUAUGAUGUUGAUGACCUUUUGGAUGAACUCUCCUACGAAGCCAUGCGCCCGGUGUGAAAAGGAGCGCAGCAAGAUAGAUAAGGUAAAAGAUUUCUUCUCAUCCAAAACUCUGGCUGAUAAAAUAAAUGAGAUCAAUAGAAGGCUGGAUGAUAUUUCUGCUGACAAGGAUAGGUACAUGUUGGUAGAGACUACUAUCCCUCGCAAUUCGCAUGAUCACCGAGUAACCUCAUCAUUCGCAGGUGAUAUAAAAAUUGUAGGAAGAGAAAAUGAUAAGUCGCAUAUAGUAAAGAUGUUGUUCAUGUCAUCAUCUGAAAAUAUUUCUGUGAUAUCCAUAGUGGGUAUGGGUGGCCUUGGCAAAACCACCCUGGCUCAAAUGGUCUACAAAGAUGACCAGAUAACAGAAAACUUUGAUGCAAAAAUUUGGGUCUGUGUUUCAAAAGAGUUUGAUGUCCGUAAGAUUUUAACAAACAUAAUCGAGUCCAUCACUGAGAAAAAGUAUGAUAUGUCAAAUUUUGACGUCAUUGUACGAGAUUUUAGAAAGUGUCUGAGUGGGAAGAAAUGUUUACUAGUACUGGACGACUUGUGGAAUGAAGAUUCCGAGGUCUGGGAGAACCUUAGGAAUUCUCUAUCCUACUGUGCUAAUUACGGCAGUAGAAUCUUAAUCACUACACGUAAAGAGGAAGUUGCAUCCCUUGUUAAGGGUGAAAUUCCUCCUUACAUUUUAAAAACUUUGUCAAAAGAAGAGUGUUGGUCGAUUAUCAAGAACAAAGCAUUUUCACCCGGUGGCCCGUUAAACACUUCAAGAAUGAUUGAAAUAGGAGAGGAGAUUGCGGCAAGAUGUGGUGGUUUACCUCUGGCGGCGAAUUUCCUCGGAAGUCUGAUGCACUCGAAAGGGGAUGAGGACAGUUGGUUGUCCAUCCAAAACCAUACCAGCUUGAAGGCAACUGAAAUUCAUAACAAAAUCAUAUCAAUUUUGAAAUUGAGUUAUGACAAUUUAUCCUCGCGCUUGAAACAGUGUUUCUCCUAUUGCUCUUUGUUUCCUAGAGAUUGGGAGAUUAAUAGAGAAACAUUGAUUUGGCUAUGGAUGGCUGAAGGAUUCCUUCAUCAUUCUGGUGGAGAAUAUCAAAUGUCUCCCGAAGAUAUCGGGGAUAGUUAUUUCCAUAGUUUGUUGUCAUGGUCAUUCUUUGAGGAUGUGAAAACAAAUAAAUUAGGUGACAUCCAAACAUGCAAGAUGCAUGAUUUUGUACAUGAUCUUGCAAAGAGUGUUUCUGGAAAUCAUGGAAUUGCGGUCUCGGGUGCAAGUGAAAUGAAAGAUGUUUCUCAAGUUCGGCGUCUACAAUUACUUGUACCUGACAAAGAAAUUGCCGAUGCAUUAUCAAAGGUGCUGAAAAAGGCGACCAAGUUGCGAACAGUUUUUUCCGUAGAGAACAAGAAUCUGAGAGUUGAGAAUUUACUCAGUAACAAGUGUCUACGGGUAGUAUGUUUGCUUGGUGAACAUAGUUUGAGAAUCCCAUCAUCCGUUUUCAAGUUUAAGCAUCUGAGAUAUCUGGACUUAUCUUAUUCUCAAAUCGAAGAAGCGCACCGUGCAUCCAUCCACAAGCUUUACAAUCUGCAGACUCUGGUGCUUCAUCAAUGCAUUGGCGUUAGUAAAAUUCUUGAAAGCAUUGGGUCGUUGAAAAUUCUAAUGCACUUGGAUCUCUCGUGUUCGGAUAUUAGAAUGCUACCUGAUUCUAUUCUUGGGCUCAUUAAUCUGCAAACACUCGAUCUCAAUGGUUGUUCUCAAUUUGAAGCUUUGCAUGCAAAUAUGGGGUCUUUACAAAAUUUGAAGUUCCUUAAUAUUUCAUCCACAAGAACUGCAGGGUUGCCUGAUUCGAUCACUUGCAUCGAAAAUUUAAGCAUGUUGGAAUGCAACAAUUGCACGAUGCUGGAAGCAUUACCUACAGGCUUGGGAGCAUUAACAAGGUUAAGGUGCCUUGAUCUAAAAGGUACGGAAGUCACAGCAUUGCCUGAAUCUUGCAUAUACCUACGUAAUUUAGAGAUGAUUGAUUUUGGAGACAAGUGUGAGCUUCCAAGGGAAAUUAGAAAAUGGCCGAAACUGAGACACUUUAGACACGCCAGAGUAAAUGAUGAAAUGCCCAGAGGUGUUGAAGACUUAACUUGUCUUCAAAUAUUAUCCAAAUACAUGGUGCGGCAACAAGAGCUCUCAGGAAGAACUGGCGAUCAAUGCAUUGGUAAUGGUAGCGGGAUUGAAGAAUUAGGUGGCCUAAAAUCUCUUCGGUUAUUAACUAUGACAAAUGUGGAGAAUGUUCGAGGUCGAAUUGACGCAGAGAGAGCAAAGCUAAAUGAGAAGGAAUGCAUUGAAAAACUGUAUCUGUUUUGGUAUGUUUCCAGGCGUGAAUCUGUAGAUAUUAAGGGAGACAAUGAUGAAAUGGUGUUAGAAGGCCUCAGACCACAUUCUAAUUUGAAACAAUUGAGUGUAGAUGCAUUUGCGGGCUUAAAGUUUCCAAGGUGGAUGGGUUUAUCUGAUUGCCUUCCGAAUUUGACGGCUAUGUUUUUAGAAAACUGCAGUAGUUGUGAGCAGCUUCCAUCACUGGGUCUGCUCCCAUGUCUUAGAGUUCUUCAUAUAAUUCGAAUGAAGUCUGUGAAGCGUUUGGGUGAAGAGUUUUAUUACCAGCAAAAAAGCAAAGAAAUUGAGGGAGAAAGCAGUUGUAGCAGUGAAAAAGGAAAAGCUAUAUCUACAAAAGCGUCAUUGUUCCCUUCGUUAGUUUCCAUGAGAAUCCUAGAUAUGGAAAACUUAGAAGAAUGGAUUGUUCCUUCUAAUCUGGCUUAUACUUCCUUCCCUUCAUUUGAGGUGUUGAUCAUCUCUAACUGCAGAAGAAUGAUAGCCACACCGGUAAAUUCAUUUUCUUCUCUUACGGUGUUGGCUUUAUCUGGCGCAAGCACCAAGAUGGUACACCAAAUGUUGGUAAACAGCGAAGCAGGAACAGGUCUGUCAUCUCUCACAAAGAUAACCAUAAAUAAUUCUCCAGAGCUUAUAUUGUUCUCACUGCACGUACUUCCAAACCAUAGUCGUCUCCAGUCUCUGCAGUUCUGGAACUGCUUUAAUUUUCAAGGUUUUCUGCUACCUGGACCUGAAUUCGACUACACAAGCAGCUCUCUCCGCUCAUUGGAUAUAACAGGUUGCCCAUGUGUAAUGCCUACCGGAUUUACAAUCAUGGACUUCUCUGCGGGAGUUGACAAUCAAACGCUGCGGAAAUUUGAAGAGGCAUAUUGACUAUGAUCUGAAAUCCCUCACGUUUCUUCAGAAAAUGGAUGUUGACUUCUUAGAUUUUGACCCUUGUGUUCAUUUUCUUUAAACAAGGAGAUAUAAAUGAGUGGUGAUACCAACAACAACAUGGUUGUUGUCUUCUCUCCUUUGUGUUUUGUAAGGCCAUGCUCAUGGGGCUGAAAUCUUGUUUUUGGGUUUUUUUUUGUUUGGCUUGUAUGUAUGUUAAUUAGGGCUGUCAAUGGGUACCCAUUACCAAAAGUUUGACCCAUUAACAACUUAGGACCUGACGGGUAAUUAUCCGAUUGGACCCGAAUCUAAACGGGUCCAAACGGGUAAUACCCGUCAGGUACCCGUUUAUUCAUAUUUUUAUUCAUGUUUUUGCUAGUUUUGGCUUUGAU